Messenger RNA from Grammomys surdaster, 5723 nucleotides. It is a transcript of the gene Cped1, whose product is annotated as cadherin like and PC-esterase domain containing 1. The coding region runs from base 905 to 3985 and encodes 1026 amino acids. The record is from RefSeq and is a predicted model, not a curated record. The transcript is spliced from 22 exons. Lineage: Eukaryota; Metazoa; Chordata; Mammalia; Rodentia; Muridae.
UCGGCCUGGGUGGCAGCGAUGGCCUGGGUCCUCCAGCGCUCGGCCCUGCGUGCAGCUGGCACGCGCGUGUCUCCUCGUGUCUGCGCGUGUGUGUCCGUGCGUGAGAGUGAGAUGAAGUGGAGUCCUACGCCUGGGUGUUUCCUUCCAAGUGAUUCUGAUCAGCAAUCCAUUAGGGGAUCAUGAAAAAAAAAUCUGGCAAAAAGGAUGAAAACUGAGUAAGUACACAGAACUUUGAACUUGAAACGGAAUGAGACCAAAUGCAAGCAAAGCCCUGACAGUAACCACAUACAUCCAAACUGCUAUCCCCCCUUUUAUGUUAAAAGCCGUGAAUGCUAGCAGGAAAGUGGCAAUUUAAAACUGAACGAAGGGAAACAGUUUUGCAACAUAAAAGGCUGAGAGUGGGAUGGCUUUAAAACCGGAGGGAAAAUGAGAAACUGCUAGGACAACCUGGCCGGCGCCCAGCUGUGCAACAGGCACUUCGCGUUAAAUCGACUGCGUCUUCGGGGCUGUUUUCCGCCUUCAGACCGGCUUUACUGUGCUUUCUCUUUGCCCCAAAAGAAGAGACACGCUGAACUCCUGACUUUAAGAAUGUUGUGGAAGUAAGACAUUACCGGAAGGAACUCUUGGCAGCUGAGGAUGCAUUCGGAUGAUUUCUUACAACUAUCUUUAUUUUGACAUCUUAAAAAAAAAAGGCAGGUCAGUCAUUUCUUACUGUCCUUCACGUAAGGGCUAUUAUUGUUAACCACCUUUGACCACUGGGUCCUGUGAAUCUUUGGCAUGAACCUUCGGAAAGUUCUCAAGUGGAGAUGGGGCGAACUUGAUUGGAGUUGUGUAAAAAGAAGACAGAUGUGUGUUUUUUUCAUACUGACAACGUGGCCAGGGGCCAAGUGAAUCUGAACUGGUCAUGGUCUGUCGACCUGGGUUCCUUUGUCGCCGGCGAUUUUGCCCCCGACCUUUCUUGGUGGGUUUGGUGGUGGCGGUCUGUCUCUUUUACCAGACCCUGACACUCCGAGGGACUAAGAAGAUUGCAGCGGAGGUCUCUGGGACUGUCCCCCACACACUCUCUCAAAUUCAGGCUAGCAGAUGUGAGAAAGGAUACCCCCAGGAAAAACAGUGCUUCCUUCUCUCUGCGAAUGCCCAGGAAAUCAGGAAGAUUGAAGAAUUGAUUGAGAGACACUUCGGUAGUCGCAGCAGAAGAGCCAUCCUCCACAGGCCUCCUUCCUACAGCAGAGCGGAGCUUCAGACACACCAGCACCUUCUUGUUCAGCAUGGCUACAGUGUUGUCACUGUGGAAGAAAGGCUUGGUGGUGGUCUAAGUCCGGAGCUGCUGGACCAAGGUGGUUCGAACUCCUGGGAUCUGUUCAUUUGCCUGCCUUCUAGGGAAGCUGAUGGGAAACCUUGCAUAUCCAGGGAGCACAUGUGUCGACUAAGCCUACAUCAAAGGGUAAAUGUGUUACCAGAAAUACAGCCUCAGCUUUGCAGAAAAGAAGGCUUGUGUGAAAUCAUCAGAAGAUUUCCAGAACUGCGACUUCCAGUGAGUUCCUCUGUGUGCCUGGAUCAGGGGACACAGUCACAGCCGAGUGUUUCCAGUCAUCUCUCAAAGGCAGAAAAGCCACGUAUUUGGAGACCUUGGGACUGGCAACGGAAACAGUUGAAUCAGACUACAGUCGUUGCUCCACGCGAAGCAAUCUUCAGAGCAGAAGAGCUAUCUGUGAUUCUUAAAGCAUAUGUGUUGGUGACCUCCUUAAGACCCUUGCGUGCCUUCAUUCAUUCAACUGGCACGGUAUGGAGCCUACCAAAGAAGAAACGCUUUACUGUCAAGCUGCAGAUGUUUUUUGAGACAUUCCUGAGGACCAGUUCACCUCUACAAGCACUGGGAAGCAUGAGAGAAGCCAUUAGCAAGCUCCUGUUGGUAGCUGAGGUGCUUAGUGACACAUCUAGUCUGGGACCAAAGACCUUCCAUAGAUGUAGACAGUGUUUUCAGCUUUUAACUUUUGAUAUUGGUUAUGGAGAUUCGGGAUAUCCUGUGGUGCUCCAGGUACAUGAGCACUUAAAAUUUCACGAUGAUGAGAAUUUCAGCGUGGAGGACCAAAAUACGGAAAGAAUUCUUUUAAGGGAUACUUUCGACUUCCUCUUCUCCAAUGCCUCUUCGCUUUCCAUGGUUUCUGAGAUGUUGCAGAGGCCCGAGAGAGCAGGAGCAUUCGUGGAUGGAAACUAUCAAAAGGAGUUAAAUCAGUGCCUGUCUUUAGAGGAAAUUCACUCAAUUAGGACUUUUGUAAAGGAGCUUGGGAGUUUGGGACAAUUCCAACUGCUCUUCCCGUCCACUCUUCCUGGGAUUCAGUCUCUGAUGGGUGAAUUGUAUGAUAUGGCAGCGCCUGGCUCAGUCCUGUCCCAGUACUGGUCUCUCUUAAAUGUAUUUGAACAAUUUUGGCUCACGAAUAAAAAGGCACAGCUACAUCCACUGGAAUGGAAUUCUCCAACAAGAAAUGAGACCGUUGAGAAACCGCACGGGUCAUUGGAAGCAAUCAAAAGUAAAAAAGAUGCAGUUCCACGAGUUUUGUAUGAAAAUAAAGAUAUACAUUGCAGUGACGAGGAAGACACACUCUGCCAUAUCAAGAAGAUCUUCACCCAUCCCCAUUUAGAACUCAGCCCUGAGUUUAAUCCGAAGAUCAAAGAUUAUUACUGUGAAGUUCCAUUUGAUGUGCUAACUGUGAGGAUUGGAGCAGAGACUUCUAAGUGUCAAUGCAAGGUGCACCUGCAGGAGCAGGCCGGGCCAAGCAUUGCCAACUAUCCUCUGGGAUUAGGAAUGAACAGAAUCUCCAUGCUUGUGGUGGAUGAAUCUCGAGCAGAGGGUGAUACCCUAACCAUGUAUAAACUCACCAUCUAUAGAGAAGACCGCCCGAGUCUGCCCUUCUUCGAGGACUUCACAGCGUGUGGCUUUGUACAAGAUUGUGAUUUAUUGAUUCACCCAGAAGAAACCUGUGGAUUGCAACCUAUUUCUGCAGACUACAUUGAAGCCAUUUCACAGCCUGAAAUAAAGAGUUGUGCAUCUGGGGACACUAAAGGCCAGUGGAUUGUGCCUUGCCUUACUUGUUCAGACAACAGAACCUGUGACUGGAGAGAAAUAACCUGGCAACCACACAACUGCCAACAUGACAUUCUAACCAAGCCAGAACUUCAGCAGUGCCUGAAAGGAAGGAAGAUUCUUUUCAUAGGAGACUCCACCAACAGAGGGAUGAUGUACUAUCUAAUUGAGAGACUGAAUGACACGCUUCAGGAGUGGCAGAAGCUGCAUGGCACUAAACUCUACCCCAGUGUCAAUGAUGGGAAGACUCCGAUCAGUUACUCCUAUUAUCCCCAGUUCUGGAUAAGCCCUUCAUUGAGACCAGCGUUUGAGAAAGCACUUGAACAUCUCUUGCAAAGAUCUCAGCCCCUCGAGAAUACUGACCAGACGGUAUUGGUUGUUGGUGGUGUCCAGUGGCUUAAUUCCAAUCACCUGCAAAUUAUUCACAAGGUUUUAAAGAGGGAAAACUUGCUGAAUAUCCUAGUGAUCAUCAAAACGUUGGGGAUUGGAUUCCACCUGCCGGCAGAUGGAGUGCAUUACUUAACACAGAGUGAAGUACGGAAUUUAUAUAAAGAAAAUCUGAGCAUUCUGGAAGCUGCCAAAAAAUAUGGCUAUGAAGUAGUAGACACAUUCGCUAUCACAAUGGGACGACACAAAGAAUUUCUGCAGGGCAAUUGUGGAUGCCAUUUCCAUGAGGUAGUGAAAUCAAAGUUAUCCAGACAGCACCAUGUUAUCAAGAUGAAAAGAUCCAAGAACCAUAUUGUGGGGAAAUACUUCAGUAGGCAAAGCAAACUAAAACAACACAAUUCUGUCCCAAACGUUCAUUCACCGUAUCAUGUCAGAGGCCCGAUAAAUCAAGUUUGUUCUGAAAUCCUGCUCAGCAGGAUGUGCUCAAGUCAGAGGUCUGCGCAGGCUCCCUGAAGGAGAGCCAAUUGCACAGGCUCACUGAACGAGAGCUGAAUUCACAGUUAGAGAUGAACCCUUCACCUGGAUCUGAGAACCAAAUGUGCCUCACACGUACUUUGCAAUGACUGUACACUCAUCAGUGCAAGCAUGCACAGCAAAGCACACAGCUCACAAAAGCGCAAUGACACAUUUUUCUCAUGACUGUACACACUCACAAGUGACCUUGAGCAUCCGUUAGCUUCAGGUUGAAGCACAGAGCUAUACGGAGAUCACUUGAACUGUGAUCACAAACCAGGACCAUGUGGACCAGGUAUUGGACUGCAACGACAAACAGAAAUCCAGAAAUGCAGCAGCAUGGGGAUAGGGCGACGCUGGUUCUGUGCUCUCCUCUCCGUAAGUUCACUAAUGUAUAAAUGCUGAAGACACAAAUACAUUCCACAUGGAAGAAAGGAUAGCACUGAAGUUCUGUACCGGGAGAAGUGGGAUACUUUUAGUGGUUCGAGUUGUGAGGAUCCAAUGCUUUUGAAAAACAUUUCUUCUUAUGACUUUUAAAACUGUUACAAUGGAAGGGAAAGAACAGGGUGAUUCUCUGCCGUGGAAUUCAAAGAGAUUCUCCAAGAGCGAUAGGAAGCAAUAUUAUAUUCAACUCUGAGUUUCUGUGUGUUCCACAAAGAUUCCCCCCACCCCUAACUUCUGUGAGCUUAGGUGGGGAGCGCAGUCUAAAUGGAUGAUAGGCAUCAUUUUAAAGUGUGGGACAAAAUAAAGUUCCCCAUUGGUUACUUUGUAUAUUGGUGAAUGCUGUUACUAAGGUAGCUUUCACUUGCCCCUAUAGACCUAUUUAAUUUACGACGACAGUUACAUUUCAGAUAUUGUGCAAAGGCUUGCAGAUUCUCAAAUGUAAAAGCGUGAAGCAUUUCCUGUAGACCCACAAAUUACACUAUGCGACUAGAGCUGUAUUUUUCUUUGAACAGAUGUGUUUAACUCAAAUUAGAGUAGGCAUACAAAUAUUUUUAUGAAAAUUGUGGUAUAAGUAUGGAACGAACGUGCCUAGUUCCAGCAUUGAAAACUUUCACUUCUGUCUUUUUAGGCACAAGAUGGUAACUUUCCUUAUUGUACAAAUUCUUUGAUGUGAGAUAACUUCUUACUGUUGUGGGUUUUAAAGGAUGAUUUGGACAUAAGGAAAGGAAGCUGAGAGGGCUAACUCAGUAUGUAGUUUAGAUUACUAAAUAUACAAAUACCUCAAGUUCAUUGCCAUAAAAAAAGAAACUAUUUUCACCUAUUGACCCAUCAAUUAGAAUGAAUACCCACCUCCUUCAAAUGCUCUAUUUUUAUAUAUAUAUAUAUUUUAUAAGAACAUAAACAUGAAUUUAUAUUUUAACUGUUUUAAAUGAUAUUUAAAUACAAGUAUCACUUGAUAAAUAAACGUGCAUUUAGAAAUAGAUUUUUUUGAACAACGGUACAGAAUUAACUUAAAAAUGAAAUAUUUUUCAUAUUUACGUCUAUAUGCAAACACUAUUUUUAGAUUUUUCAGUUAUUUUUCCCUAAUAUAACAUGUUAGCAAUUGAUGCAGCUGCUCCAUCAAAUGUCCCCCACGUUGUCCAACUAGUGCUAAGCCUUUUGUAACUCACUCUCCUCAUAACCAUGACAACUGUCUGACUCAAGUCAAGUCUGGCAUUUCCCGCUUGACCACUGAAAUAAUACUAGAUUUUUAGAAACAACUGUAAUGUGUUAUCAAUAAAUGUGUAGCUGGUAA